Molecule: messenger RNA, 855 nt
Organism: Aspergillus japonicus CBS 114.51
Lineage: Eukaryota; Fungi; Ascomycota; Eurotiomycetes; Eurotiales; Aspergillaceae
Exons: 3
Coding region: 1-855 (284 amino acids)
Source: RefSeq, a predicted model, not a curated record
AUGGAGCUGGAUCAGAUCUUGAUGGAUCCACAGCAGCUGGUGAGGCUCGGCAUCCUGAUCUUACGUCUUGACCUCACAAGUGAUACUGACACCGAUCCCAAUAUCCCUCCGGCUCUGAAUCCGGCCAAUUACUUUGUCCCCCUCACGUACAACUAUAUCCGAGAGCACCCUGUGGAUCUGUCCAACUCGGCCACUGCUGAAUGGUUUGACGAUAAGGCAAAGGCCCUAGAUCCGGAUGUCAGGGGAUUUGGAAAUGAACCGGUCUCAUCCUACGAUGCGGCAGACCAACUUUCCAGAUGCCUCCAUAUCGAGAUGUCAAGCUCACGUUUGAAUUGCGAAGACGAGACACAGAAGCUCACUUGGUUGAACAAGUGGCGAGUCACGGACUGGUCCAAUUUGGAAUCGGUUUGCGAAGGGAAGGAGGUGGUCCCCGGCACCGAGAUUAUGUGGUACCUCGGAGCACUUGAUGUUUGCCGGAUUCGACCCUUGCCACCCCAUGUCAAAGCUAUCCUCAGCCACAGCGAUGUUGACGACUCGGGACACACCCUGCUGAAGGCUGAACUAAAAGUCUUUGUGGCGCUCAUGUAUUCUCGGUGGUCUGUCGAAGGUGUGCUAGAUAUGAUUGUUCCGGUAAUGCUUGUCUCCUUCAUUGGACGCAAGGUCCGAUGUUUGAUCACCAUCCACGACGGAACCCAACUUCGAAUCUCGAAGUCACCGCUCUACUCGGCAGAGGACGACGAGGUCUGGCAACAUGUCAGACAUAUGGGUGGGAGAAUAAACGAGAAGCUACGAACACAGAUGCUACCGUUGACCGGUGUAGUAGGAAGUCGUAUUCAGAAUCCCAUCAAAGUAUGA